AACAAAAGCUAUAGCCAAUACAGAUGAGUUUGUCUGUCCCCUCGGUCCCUGACUCUCCCCCAACAGGCUUCAUAGCUUUCCAAAAGCAGAGCCCACUGCUCACAUGCCUCCCCUUUAAUCUCCAGACUGGACAUAUAACACAAGUCUCCUUUCCACUCUCUGUGACAGACGUCUUGGAACAGUUAUGAGUUACCUAAAAUUCCUAACCUGCAUUCUCCUCCUUCACCUGUGUGAGGGGAGAAGGAUAAGAGACCCUCUAGUAGCUCAGCAAUCUGCUAGAGCGCAGAAGGCCUACGUUCCUGUAUCCAGAUUCCGGAUGUUUGUCCCAGGAGAGCCAAUUGAAGAUGCCUGUGCCAUCUUGCCUUUCCAGCCUCACACUUUGGACUCCUGCCAUUUCAACUCCAGCCAUCCAUUGGUCAUCAUCGUCCAUGGAUGGUCGAUGGAUGGGACCAUAGAAAGCUGGGUGUCAAAACUGGCAACAGCACUGAAGUCAACUUUGAGGGAUGUCAAUGUGGUGAUCCUGGACUGGCUCCCCCUAGCCCAUCAACACUACCCCAUCGCAGCUCAGAAUACCCGUGUGGUGGGGCAGGAGGCAGCACACGUGCUACAGUGGCUAGAGGAAAGUUCUCAGUUCUCCCUGGAAAAGGUCCACCUGAUUGGAUAUAGCCUGGGCGCUCAUGUUUCAGGAUUUGCUGGCAGCUACUUGACAGGGCCCAAGAAAAUUGGUCGAAUUACAGGCCUGGACCCUGCGGGCCCAUUGUUUGAGGGUAUGUCUUACACAGACAGGCUAUCUCCUGACGAUGCCACCUUUGUGGAUGCCAUUCAUACCUUCACUAAGGAUCAUAUGGGAUUGAGUGUGGGCAUCAAGCAGCCUGUGGCCCACUUUGAUUUCUACCCCAAUGGUGGGACCUUCCAACCAGGAUGCCACAUCCAAAAUUUGUAUGACCAUCUAACCCAGUAUGGUCUGCUAGGUUUUCAGCAAUCUGUGAAGUGUGCCCAUGAACGCUCUGUCCACCUGUUCAUUGACUCCCUGGUGAACAAGGACAAGCAGAGCACAGCCUACCACUGCAGCAAUGACAGCACCUUCAACAAGGGUAUCUGCCUGGACUGCCGCAAGAACCGCUGCAACACGCUGGGCUAUAACAUCAAGAAGGUGCUCACACGCACCAGCCGGAAGCUCUACCUGAAAACCCGCUCACGCAUGCCUUACAAAGUCUAUCACUAUCAAUUUAAGAUCCAGUUCGUCAACCAGAUUGAGCAAAUCGAGCCAUCACUCACUAUCGCCCUCACUGGGACCAAGGAUGAGAGUGGGAACCUGCCCAUCUCCUUCGUUGAGGAGAUCUCCGGUAACAAAACAUACACCUUCCUUAUUACCCUGGAUAAGGAUAUUGGGGAGCUGAUGAUGCUCCAGUUCCGCUGGGAGGGCAGCGCCGUGUGGGCCAACAUUUGGAACAAGAUGCAGAUUAUGAUGCCUUGGCACAAGGAACGCAAGGGAUCUGGGCUCACCGUAGGCAAGAUUCGUGUCAAGGCAGGGGAGACGCAAAAAAAGACAUCAUUCUGUGCUGAAACUGAUGAUGAGCUGCACAUUCCACCAUACCAGGAGAAAGUUUUUAUGCGGUGUAAUGCAAACAAUCAAAAAACAAAGCGGAGAAUGCAGAGCUGACUGAUUUGCACUUCAAUACAUGCAUGGUUACCAGCUUGAACACAAUGUGACUCUAUUCCUGAGACAAGUAUGUGCACAGGAAAUUGAAUUAAAUAACUAAAUCAUACAAGCUCUUCUGUGUUACAUCUUCACAAGCUUUCUUAAUUUUUGUGUGCUUGUAGAAUUUUGUGAGGUUUGUCCACUUUUUUUUUUUUUUUUUUAAAUUUCCAUUUACCACAUCUAUAUUGUAAGUUGGUGAGGGUAAUGGCAAAGCUGUACUUUUUAAACAUGACCUGAAUCUUACAGCCUAGUCUAUGGGAUUUGCACUAAGGAGGAGAGCAACUGGGAACCAAAGUUAAUAAUGAAAAAAGGACUAGAAUGAGAAACUUCAUUCUUUGUCACAACAUUUUGCAAGAAACUUCCACUUCCAUCAAAGUGCCUACUUGAAUGAUUACCUUUUCAGGCCAAUGUCCUCUUUCACCUUUAUCAGUUUCUCCAUGUAAAUUAACUUACUCUUAUGAUCAAGUGCAAAGGCUGCAUACUUUAACUAUGCUUAAAAAUUCUUCCAAAAAAAAAAAAAAAAAAAAAA
Molecule: messenger RNA, 2231 nt
Organism: Scleropages formosus (Asian bonytongue)
Lineage: Eukaryota; Metazoa; Chordata; Actinopteri; Osteoglossiformes; Osteoglossidae
Gene: lipca
Product: lipase, hepatic a
Exons: 9
Coding region: 185-1663 (492 amino acids)
Biological process (GO): lipid catabolic process
Molecular function (GO): apolipoprotein binding; lipoprotein lipase activity
Source: RefSeq, a predicted model, not a curated record